This is a messenger RNA of Pelobates cultripes (western spadefoot toad), 15875 nucleotides long. The record is from the annotation of a GenBank genome assembly. NCBI's taxonomy places the organism in Eukaryota, Metazoa, Chordata, Amphibia, Anura, Pelobatidae.
CGACCUGCUAAACAAAUUCUGCUAUAUUUACAGGAGAGGAGUGAGUGAGUGAGCUAGCUGAUAACAAUGGAGCUUGUGAUUGUAAUUCUAGUGCUGUGCGGGUCUGUAUUAGGAGCUGAGGGCUGGGGAAUCUCAUCAGAGAAGAAGGUCCAGUAUGCCUCCUGGGAUGAAGUGAACGUGAUAGCCCACGGCUUGCUCCAGCUAGGACACGGUCUCAAGGAACAUGUGGACAAGACAAAGAACCAGCUGAAGGAGAUCUCGGGAAAGAUGAACCAGCAAAACGUUUCCUUGAUGGACCUCCUGAAGCAAGCUAAAGAGAUCAGAGAGAGCGGAGAGGCGAUGAAACUCAGGGUCCAGGAGUUAGAAGACAAGGACAAGCAACUCAAUGACUUGUCCCAGGGACUGAGGGAGACGGUGCAGGAGAUCAGCAGCGGGAGACAACAGCUGGACCAGAGGAUGCAGAACAUUGAGGACAAGAUCAAGGUUAUGGAACCUGUCAGGAGGCAGAACCGCAGUGAUAAGGAGUACCUUAAUAUCCAGGUAUGGGGUGAGGGAUGGCUGUGUGAUAUCAAACAUUCGAAUUCCAGGGGGAAUAGUAGCAUUCUUUGCAAGGACUGAUAUUAGGCAUCUACCUGCAAGUACAGACUCAAUGCACAUACCAGAUGAAAAAAUAAAUAAACAAAAUAGUAGGAGCUAUCAGGCAAAUUUUGGUAUUUCCAGCAAUCUGUGGAGAUGCUCCACAUAGGGAUUUUAAUAAAUACACAUUAUCAGAGUUAUUUACUGAAGUGAGAAUUCGAAGUGAAUUUCAAAUUUAAGGCUGAAGUUGAGAAUUUGUCCAGUUUGUCUUUAUUGACCUUAAAUGUGAGAUUCACUUUGAAUUCUCAUCUUGGUAAAUAAUCCUGUAUUUAUUCACUUGCAUGUGUGUUCCUAGCUAGUGCCUGACUGGGCAUGGCACAUACAAUGUGCAGAGACAUCACUCAUGAGGUGCUUGAAAUGGGGGAGACACACCCACCAUUUUGUUCCAGGACACAUAUCAAUUAUAUGCAUUGAUGGGCAAUAUGUGCAAGUGCAGACAUGUAGUAUUUAGAGGUCAAAUGCUGCAGGCAGUAAAUAAGGUGAUAGAUCAGUCAGGAAUCCUGGAGCAUAUCAAUUCUAUGUACUACAGGGUAGUAUUUUCAUGUGCUGAAAGUCAACAUGAUAAAUCCAGGAAGCUAUGGCUAAUAUGACAACUAUAAUGUAAAGGAUUACAUUAGGCGAUGCAGUAGCUAUGUGCUUCCCUAUGGCAGCAGCAAACGAAAACUUGGUCUAUAUAUAUAUAUUUGCUAUUGAUUUAGCAGCUUAGAUUAAACAGUGGAUCGUAUCCAUAAUUAACAAAACAAAUGUCAGCUUUGUUCUGGUCUCCAAAAAGGAGUUCCUGGACCUCAGGGUAGGGGUACAUUCCUAAGACCCAGGUAUUCUCUGAUGCUACCUUGCCUCCCUGAACCUCCCUUCCAAACCGUGCUCUAUCAAGUCCUCAAAUCUGGCUUAGAAGCACUGUAAGCAUUCUGUACCCUCGUAGUCCUCCCCACAGUGACAGUGGCCCCACAUAGUCUGCGCGCAGUAAGCUGGCUUUCAAGUCUCUCCAAAAGUCUGUGGUACAGGAGCUUCCGUCACACAGACCUUGACAGUAAAUGAGUUGAUAGUAUCCUAAAAUGGUACCAUGGACCCAUUAUUUAAUAUAUAACACCUACCGACCUACCUAAAUUGACCUACAUCUCUCUGUCUUUGGAGAGUGCCAAAGGCUGGUGUAGGUCAUUAGAUGCAGAUCACUGUUAGCCAUAGUCAGAGUUAGUAGACGACCUUGUGAAUUGCAUGGUACCUUAAGUGAGUCUCAACCCAAUAUUCUUUGCAAUAAAAAUUAAUUAGUCCUAAAGAGUUCACAGAAAUUAAACAAUAACUUGUUCCUUUAAAUAGGGCACACGAGCUGCCAGUGCCAUUUAUAUCAAUCCAACCAUCUCAAAACUUUUCUAAUAGAUAUUUAUUAUUUAUUUUAAAAUUUAUAUUUAUUUUAUUUGAAAUGGGCUAUGUAUCAAAUAUGCAAAUAGCAUCGCUGGUAUUUAAAGUAUUUGUAUAAACCUAAAAAUUAUACAAAGUUUGAUCCUGAGACUGUACAUCUUUGACUUUGAAGCAGUGAUAAUAUAUAUGCAUCAACAACCUCCCCACCCCCCUUCACAAUUUGCGUUAUUUUCUACUCACACACUGUGAAACAAAGUCCAGAGUGAUCUCCGCUAGUGGGUUAUGAAAAUUUGGCAAUUCCAAAGAGCAGGAACUGGUUUGUUUACUGCCCUUUAACACAGCAACUUGCUCCUAGUUCCAGCGUUGUGUGCAAAACAAGUAAAUACUGUAAUAUUGACCACUGUACUUAACCCUUACAUCUCCAACCCAAUAAUUACACCUUACCAAUUCUUCAUAUUUACAGAAUUCUCUCUGCGCUGGAUUUUUAAAACUACAGAAUCGCAAGGACAUAGUUAGUAGCACAAUCAUAUUCACAAAUGUAGUAAAGCACAAAUCAAUUAAAUAGAAACAAAUCCAUAAACUCAUUGCCCAAUACACUGACAAACUACCAAAGAAUAUCAUACACAACAAAAUAUGUAUCCGGUGCAUAUUUUGCAAAGAGUAUUGAAUAUCAUCCCUGAGUAUGCAUUUCAUACAUGCAGUCCCUAAUACAGGGUAUUUGCAGCUGUUACUUUAACGCUUUAAUUACACAUGACAGUGAUUUUCCGUCAUGCAGGCAUUUUACUUCUGAAGCUGUAACUUUAAGGGGUUAAGCAGAAUAAAAGUGGAACUACUUGCUAAAGUGCAGUCUAAAUUGUAAUUGAAACCUGGAGAUGGUACACAGCAUCCCCCGUUCUGCACGUACUGCAUGUACGGUGCUGUGACGUAAUGACUAUUGAAUUACACUGGAUGUGGGGAGAAGCAAGUGUAAGAAACUUGAGAUGUUUCAUUAGUCACUAGUCUUUCAAUAUUGUUCUCUGUGAAUUGAUUUUCCGUUCGGUACCCUUCGAUAUGAGUGCAGACGUCUGCAAAAACCUAGACAUCUAUUUUAUAUACAUCUAAAAAUAGGAUUCUGCUUAUUGCCCUGGCUUUAAUAAACCUUUUAUUAGAAACAUACGUGAGCUCCAGUGGUGUUUUCCUUAGUGUUUUUUUUUUUUUUUAAACGAAAGGGAAUUUUUGCAAAUUGAACAAGUUUUUUUUUUUUUCCCUGCUAUAUUCUCAACUGGCCUUUUUGCAUUCACUUUUCAGAUUCAAUUCACUAUUACACGAUUAAACAUCUUCAGGGUAUUUACCAAGCUCUGAAUUUGUCAAGGUGAAUUUGAGGAAAAGCAUUUGGUGACGUUGGUUCUUUUUUGAAGAUAACUUAUGGAAUUAUUUCAGUAGAUUUACGAUUCUUCAUAAUUUACUGCCUGCAAACUGAUCUAGACCAGAUCUUUUUUUUUAAAAACCCCAUCUAAAUUAGAAUUAUUGACCGUAAACUUGGUCAGGACUGAAUUGCCUAAUGAGUCCUGAUUGCUUUUAUCUCUAAUUAAUAAAUGUUUUCUAACGAUUUGCCUGUUCCAACCGGUGCUGACCCACUAAAACAGCAUGGGGCCACCAUUUUGGGCAGUGACCUGGGGGUUAAGAACAUCUGUUUAAGCUGUCUGAAAACAGUUAUGGUAACUUGAAAACAGAGCUUCCAAUGGAAGUAAAACAGACACCAACAGAGAUAUUUACCAAAGUGAAAAUUCAAAGUGACCAAACUGAAAGCAUAGUUUUUAUAUUUCGGCUAUUUUGACCUUAAAAUUGAAAUGAACUUUGAAUUCAUACUUUGGUAAAUAACCCUACCAGAUGUAAACCCAGAUCUUCACACAACCACACAAAGUAUGAUAUUGUCAUUUAAUGCCUGUUGCUAGAUAUAAAAUAGCAGCUAUUUAUUGUUCUUUUUCCAUUGCAUACGUAACAGGGAGAGAAAAAUAUCUAGAUAUGUAUUACUGUAUGGUCUAAAUGACUUUGUUACAAAGUGGACUAAGGGAUUAAAUAUCAUUUUCAUAAUUACUUUGCUUAUAUAAUUGUGCCAUGCUCCGAUUUCUUUCAGACAUUAAUGGAAACCCAGAACCAGAGGAUAAAUGAGCUACUGGAUAAGAUUAAAUUGCAACAAGUCAAACUGGACAAACAGAACCAACAAAUUAAAAACUUACAAACCAAGGUAAGUGUAUCAGUGAAUCUGUGAAAAAUGCUAUGUGACAUAUGACAUGUGUAUCCAAAUAGUAUUUAGAGUGCUGUCAGGAAGGGCUACUUGCCAUGCAGUGACCAUGGGUAGAGUGAUAUAUCUAUUGUACAGCGCUACAGAAUUUGCUGGCGCUAUAUAAAUAAUAAUAAUAAAAAAAUAAUACUAAUAAUAUUAUGCAAGGUUUAAAGGGACACUGCCCAAACACAGAAAUAAAUACUAGUCAGAGCAUAUACCCCAAAUGAAAAUGUAUAUGCAUUUAAUUAUGCAUUUUUUUCAUUUGGGGUAUAUACAAAUAAAAUUUUUUUUUGAAAAAGCUGCAGAUAUCUUGUCUGCAGCCUUUGCAAGCCCACCCCCUCCCCUUUCCCGAGCCCAGACUGUAGGUGUCCAAUCACAGACUUCACAAUUCAAAUAUCAUACAAUGUGUGUCUUUCUUUGUGAUUAUGCACUAUACAUUAUUGUAUAAUAUAAUACACUGACAUUCUAUAACUAGUAAGGGCACUUCCAAUUAGUCAUUAUGACUUGUUUUCUUGAACUUUUACAAUGCUAAAUACGUCAAUGUAAAAACCAAGCAUGGCGUUUCUGCUAUUAAUGUAUGGAACAUACAGCUAAUAUAACUAAUAUAUAAAUACAGUUAGUGCCUUAAUUAUUUAUUUAAACAAGGCAAGACAAUAAAUAUGGAAAUUGGAGUCUAUUAUUAAUGUAAUUUCUGUUGAUCAGUUUACUGACUUGGAGUCUGUUUCCCAGUCCAUUUUAUAUCCCUCCACCCCUGUCCGCUUACGCUUUGAAAACAGCAAACUACCAUCACACAAAAGUGUUUGGAGGCUAAUUGAAAAGAACUGUAAUAAUAGCAAUUAGACGUGAACGGCGUAAGUCUAAUAAGUGGCGUUUUUUUUUUCGUUACAGAUUCAGAGUGACAAAAUUGAGACUUACAAAUCAAAACUUAAUCUAGAUGAUAUUUCAACUGAAUUACAGAGUAACAGCAGUGCAGAGACUGAUUCAGAAAGUAAGUACCCCAAGUAAUCCAAGAGUGUUGUGCAUUUUUAUAACCUUGCUCAUGAACCUGGCACAAAACAGCAAUUUCAUGUACAUCAUGUACCUAUAAAAUAAAUAUAUAAAACUACCGCAUUUUUUAGACUAUGGGACACUGUAUAUUUACCCCAAAAUUAAGGUAAAAAACUUCCUGUAUCCUAAACUCCAACGGAUAUAUAUAUACUAUAUGGUAUUAUAUAUAUAGGCUUCUGUUAAAGAAGGUGAAGCCCGGGAGAGUCUAGUCUGCACCAACAACAGGUACAGACAGAGUAUUCCUCAUGUGAGCCCCAGCCAUUUAGAGCAUCUCAGUAUAUUACCAGGGCUUGUGAGAACAGCAUGAUAAGUCUGCACCUGUCUGAUGUGCAAGCUAGGGAUCGUCAUGUCCACUCUCCUCGGUUCAAGAUAAAUCUUAAAUAUAUAUAUCGCUCACCUCUCUUACCUCUAACUGUAAUUAGGACACUGGUUGUUUUAUUCUGUUCUUCAAAAUGUCUAGUUAAAAUAUAGGUGUGCUUCUUAUAUUUCAAAAAAAUACGGUAUGUCAAAUUUAUAGGAAUUCAAUUUCCUGAAUAUGUCCCACAAUAUAACUAACCAGUUGCAGACUAUUAACAUCCUCUGCAACAUAGGUUUAGUUUCAUUACAUUGCAUGCAAUGCAAGUCAUAAUUCGCUAUAUAAAGCUCACUUAUUUGCCCAUUUAAAGCAGUGCCCAUUAGAGCAAGGGUGCCCAAUAGGUAGAUCCCCAGAUGUUGUAGAACUACAACUCCCAUGAUGCCUUGCAUGCUUUUAAAAUGCCUUUAGAAUGACAAAGCAUCACGGAAGCUGUAGUUUUAAAAUAUCUGUGGAUGUACCUAUUGGGCACCCCUGCUCUAAAGAGCACUGGUUUAAAUGGGCAAAUAAGUGGGCUUUAUAUAGCGAAAUAUGUUUUGCAUUGUGUGCAAUGCAAUAAAACUAAACACAUGUUGCAAAGGAGGUUAAUAUUCUGCAACUGGUUAGUAUUCAGCUAUAUAUAUAUAGAUAGAUAGAUAUAUUCCACAUACUUAACACAAAGAGUUGUUUGUUUAGAACCAGAAGAAGUUGAUUUACUGCACAAAGCAAGGGUGCUUCUUUUCCUCUUAAAACAGACUAACAUGACAUUUGAGAUCUGUCACUUUCCUUUAUUCCUUUCAACACUUUUACAAAAGUCUUUAAUAUGAUGUCUACUGUAACACAAGCAUUAAAGGAAGUUAUGUCUGUAGUAUUUCCUCUGUCAGUUUCUUGCUCCGUCUCAUAAUUCUUCAUGACAAGCAGAAAGUGAAUGAAUAGCAUGCAUGGACGUAAAUAUGAUCUCCACAUGUUCUGUAGAGUAUGUUUUAAGGAUUAUAACCAGUGCUUGGAAAUAUCAUUCAGUUUUUACAACUGAAAUACCCUAACAGUAAUAUCAUGCUUAACACGAUAAUGCUGAUAUGUGCCUCAAAAGAUAUAAAGUAUCAGCCAAGUUUAAAACCACGGUGUUUCAUAAAUAGUGACCAGGAAUGGUAUCAGUGGAGAUAAAGCACUGACCAGCAUGCACCAAUAACUUAAAGAGACACUAACAUUCAUGUGGGUCACAAUAGUUUGCCCUCUUACUGGGUCCUUGCAUAGGAUCUGAGGUUCCUAGCUUCACUACUGAUGUUCUUCCGACUUCUGCUGAGCUGCAGAACCCAAUUCAUUUGCCAUUCAUUGUCUGAGAGUGUCAGCUGACCGCUCUCAGUUAAUGAAUGACACAUUGUGCAGAAAAAAAAAAUGCACAGAUUUUACAUUACCCAACCAGGAUCAGAGCUGGGCUGGCUAAUGACGCCUUCAUGGCGCGGGCGCUGGGGGUGCUGUUACAUCCCUAGAAGCUAAGGGGUUCAAUUCUAUUUGUGCAGCUUUUCAAGUCGAAAUGCUGUCCAGCCACCAUAACCACUUUAAAUGACUGAAGUGGUCAUGGUGCUUGGAAUAAACCUUUGAUUCCGUAAUAUAUAAAGCAGUACGAUAUUACCCACUUGUGUCUUCAGGGUCCCUAACUCCAUUAAUGCUGAUGUACUUCAUAGAAACCUCUGUUUUUCGUAUUACCUUCUGACUAGGCAGAUUCCCCACAUCCUCAAUAUUGCCCUUUCCUUGUCCUUAACAGUACAGUUUAAAUACUGUACAAAGACCCUGCUGUUUUCAUUGUAAGGAAGUUACAAAAGCCAGUCUUGUCACGGAGCCAAGUGUGUGAAAGUUGAAGUUUCAUGUAUCAGUGGUUUAAUCACCUUCAGAGGAUGGAGAGUCUCAGCCUUCUUGCUGGAAACGUUUGGACGGGUUCCAACUGUGCGAAAGUUCAUCUUUGCAGGAUUAUAGAAAGAUGUUAGACAUUCGUGUUUCUAAUAGCAAGCACACACAUAAUUUGUUUGCUCGCAUACCCCAUUCAUAUUACAUUCCUCUUGUUUCUAGUUAUUGACAUAGGCAGCAACAUAACUUCUUUAAAAAUUUAAUUUUUUUUAUUGUACAAUUGAACUUGGUUCAUUUUUACCCCAAUAAUUUUGGGUGUUAUUACUGUAUCAGUAAUACACCAAGCGCCUAGAGGACCAUCUGUUUGUGUCCAAACACGGACAGUGCCAGGAGCAUGGUGGCACCAUAUCUAUUGCAAGGAGCUAUAGGGAUUAUUUGAUAUAUGUCAGAUUUUAUAUAUCUGACUAAAUCACCACUUCUAUAAUUAGCUAAGGAUUAACCAUUUGACAGUACCUGAGAUAUAGGGAUUAUGUUAUAUAUUUCAGAUUUUAUAGAUCCGUCUAAAUCGCUGUUUCUAUAAUUAGCUAAGGAGUAAAUACUUUGACAGUACCUGAGGAAUUUUGCUAUCAAUUACUUGUUAAUGUAAUGAUUAAAGGAUUACUCCAAUCCUUUUUAAUAUUUAUGGGUUUUUUAAAAUGAAUAAUUACCUAUUGGGCUGUAUUCUAUAGGUCCCUACUCCCUAUAACUAAAAAAAUAAAAUAAAAGCCUUUGAUUGGACCAUUUAACCGGCUCAGAGCGCAUGCUUACACUCUGAACUGUCAAGGGUUGGAGAAAAAAACUGCACUAAUUUUGAGGCGUCUGCACAAAAAAUGGGAGGGAAGAGAAGCCCAAUAUAUACGUUGUCAGUGUGCAGUGCGCGCUGACCACUGAUGUAUUUUAUGCAGAUAAUUGACAUAUCGAAGUCUUGAACUGAUUUUUCGGGCUGUCAAAAUCACGAGUGCGGGGGGUGCAACUAGUCCCCGGUGCACAAUUGACAAUAUCACAGUAUGUGCAGCGUUUCAAGCUGAAACACUGUAAAAACUGACUCCUACCACCAUGACCACUUCUAGAAACAAAAGUGGUCAUGGUGGAUGGAGUAACCCUUUAAAUGAAAAGUGUCACUGACUUUCUGAUUUUUUUUUAUUAUCAUUAUUUAAUGAUUUACUUUGCCCCUGAAUUACUGUACAACAUACAUAAUCCUCAGUUGGAAUUAAUAAUGCAAAAGUUCUGAGAAUGGAAUGACCUCAUGUUACAGCAAAAAAUAGUUUUGCUCUUUGUGGAUUUUUUUUAAACUAGGUAAAAGUUCACAUUGCUGUGUGGGUGUACAGAGGGAGGACUGAAUGAGCUUAUUAUCCCCCUGUUCUUCCUGGUCUCAGAAUUCCCUGUGUAACCUUUCCCCUAGUUUUCACUUGCUGAUGCAAUAUUUCUGCAUGUGUCACACAUACCAUUCACACAUUACAAGUGAAGACCUUGUCAAAUACUAGAACAAUACUCUCAAUACUCCGAUAAAGACAUUCAUAUUUUUUUAAUGUAACAACAGUUUAGAAAAUAUAACGCUUAGAAAUACAAAGAAUUAUACAAAGUGUUAAGAUACAUUUUGCAAUCUACAUAAUAUAUAUAACAUCUACAUAAUAUAUAUAUAUAUUUGUGACUUAAACUUCAUUGAACACAUUUCAGAUCAAUGUCUGAAACGUAGCAUGACUGAUUUUUUCAUAAAAUAUUCUGUGUGUAUUAUUAUUAUUUUAUUAUUUAUAUAGCGCCAUCACAUUCCGUAGCACUGUACAGUGGGUGUAUAACUUUGUACAGCGCUACGGAAUCUGAUGGCGCUAUAUAAAUAAUAAAAUAAUAAUAACAUACAACAAUAUGUAAUACAUAUUUAUAAAUGCACACCAAACAAGCUAAUUCAUGUAAUAAAUUUAAAUCGUACAAAAUUCACACAUGCCGACAUAUUUGGCAAAUUGCAAAUGUAGUAGACACAUACCAGACAACAUUGGUAAUCUAUCAAGGCAAAACAGGUGCUAUUUUGGAGCUAAAUAUGAGACAUUUGAUUGAUUUCAAUAGUGAUUGCUACUUAUUCUUGCUCCAGAAUAGCACCAGUUUUGUUAAUUCUAUAGUAUCCUAGUCACUAUUUAGGUGACCUCCCCCCUCCCAUAAGGGUUAAAAUAGUACUAAUUACCUUUUUUUCAGAAACCACGCUGCUCUCUCUGCAGCUAGCCCCACCUUCUUGACCGAGAUAAUCUAUUUUGAUGAUCUCAGCCAAUCAAACGAUUUCCCGUAGGAAAGCAUUGGGAGGCUACAGCACAUGCAUGGCAAAACACCCGUUGCGCCAAUCAGAUGGUCUCUAUGAGACCAUCUAUUUUAAAUAGCCAACCUUUACAUGGCAAUUUCUGCAGAAGUGUCUCUCAUGGAAGUCAUGCAUUUAAGAGGCAUUUAAACCAUGUAAUGUAAACAUUGAGGUUCCUGCAGAAUAGAGGGGUAAAAAACAAGAGGGAUAUCGUUCCAAGACCAUUUCACUGACAUAAUGUUGUCUGGGUGCCUAUAGUAUCCCUUUAAAUAGUAUUUAAAAUAUAUGUCAGUGACCGUUUACACUGCACAGAGUUAAAGUUAAUCUUCUUUUUCUUGGUCUUUAAGCCCUUAACGACGAGUGACGGACGAGGUCUGUCACUCAGGGGAUUGCCAUAACGAUGAGUGACGGACCUCGUCCGUCACCGGUUAAAAUUAACCCCGGAUCGCCGCUAUCGCAGCGAUCGCGGGGUUAAUGGUGCUCCGGUCUGCCUCUGUAUUCGAGGUUACAGUGGCAGUGCCUCUGCCACUGUAACUUCACGAAAUAGUGCCAAAGACAUACAAUGGGGGUGUCAUUUUACUCAGAAGAUGUAACUGAACACAAAGUAAAACUUUGUACAGGAAUAGCACACACCAACUUUACAAAAUACACAUGAUAAUCUUUGUUAUAGGUUUGUGUGCCAAAAACCAAAAAAAACACAAUUUUACUCCAAUAUUUAGCAGAGGUUGGCGGUGAAAUGGCUACGUAGAAAGUGUCAAAACCACCUUAGGUAAACAGCCUGUGAUGUCUACUUUAUAUAAAUAUAUACUUUUGUGGGGCAAUUUUGUUUUCUUUUAUGGCUAUUAAGCUUACAAGACAAACAUACCAAAUUCUAAAAUCGCUCCACAUUAAAAGUUUAUUUUACUCCUUGUGCUUUGUGACCUGUAACUACCAAAAAAAAACUUAAAAUCCCAGACACAUUAUAUAUUCUGUAAAUCAGAACAACUAAAUGAAUUUAUUUUUAAUUACUUUCCUUAACCUGCACUAAUUAUGCACACAUUAUUAUUGCAAAAACUGUAAAAAAAAAACACAAAAUUUUAUUUUUCUUUGCAUUUUUCUGUAUUUUCUUUAUAAUAAAUAAGCAUAUAUAUAUAUAUAUAUAUAUAUAUGUGUGUGUGUGUGUUACAUCAAAUUAAAGCCCUUUCUGUCCUUUAAAAAAACGGUAUAUAAUAUGUGUCGGUGCAAUAAAUUAGUAAAAUGCAAAUUGCAGUUGAACGCAAACAGCAAAAAAUGAAAAAAAUGCUGUUGUCAUUAAGUGAAAGACAAGCUUCUGAAGCUCUGUCCUUAAGGGGUUUACACCAUGUUUCAUUUUGAUUACAAGCUACUCUCAGAAUGUAAACACAAGUCAGACAUUCCUCAUCUGGGCAAGAACAGGGUGGUAGCCUUGGGAUUUGGGUGAGAGUUCAUAUUUACAACUUCACAGUAUGAAAAACACACCGAGCUCUUAGAAAUCUGAGCCCUAAGCACACGGACGAGUUAAACAAAACAGACAUGGGUAACCCUUUAUGUUGAAACAUUGAGCUUUAUGUUGAAACACUACGUAUAUAAUUUCUUCAUAUAACCAUGUAAUUUCUGAAGACAUAUGCUCAUUAAAUGUAGAAUUCCCUUUCCUUUAAGUAACUAAAGGCAAUCCAAAAUGAACAUAACAUAGAAAUAUAUAAUGGACUUUGAAUUCUUUGUUUAGGUUAGCAAUGACUUUGGGCUAUAUGUGAAACUGGCCUUGAAUGUACAAACAAAAAUGGACUUUAGUCACUAUACAGAAACUGUGUUGUGUUGGCAUUUCAAAGUACAGGGAUCAAAGGUGGGAAGGUGGAAUGUCUUGUAACUAAUUAAAGUUGGGAAUAGACCUGGAAGUAUCCAAUGAAACAGCAUUCUUUAGAGGUGUGGAUAUUGAUAAUAUGCUUACGUGUACAGUAAAAUUUGUAAAACAACAACUUUCCUUUUUUCAAUGUUUAGAAAUAGCUGGCACUAAUCCAUACUUAGCCUAAAAAGUAUACAAUAUGUAGUACCCCUGAAUUAUCUCCAGCACAAUUUAGAAGUUCAUCUUAUGCAGUAGCCCCUGGUGUCCAGUAUAAAAUGCUAAAAGCAUUGAAGAAUGCAAUCUGAUUUCCUUGGCAAAGUCAUUCAUACAAAUCUGGCUGGCACUGAAUUUAUUUGAAGUUUAGAUCUGCAUUUUUAAGUCGUAACUGACCAAUACUAAAUUUUAGCCAACAAAAAAUCUUCUGAAAGAACCUCAAAAUGGCAACUAAGCAGAUACUUUUGGAGACAUCCAGAAAUCUAAAAAAAAUGACUAAUGUUGAAUGUUUUAAUUGCUAUUCUCAUAACACCUUAACUUACUUUUUGGUUUGACAAGAUAAAUGUCUAAUAAGAGACCCUUGUCUGUUUCCAGGUCUACCUUCUGAUUGUCAUCAGAUCUUCCUGAAAGGCGAAAGGUCCAGUGGAAUCUUCACAAUUCAGCCACUGAAGGCACAGCCUUUUGAAGUCUUUUGUGAAAUGACUGCUGGUAAGUUCAGUACAAACUCUUAAGUGAUUUAAAAAUCACUUUAAAAAAACAGUUUGUUCUAGCAUUGAUCACAUUUAUAUGUAUACUAAUAUAUUAUUAUGAAUAUGCUCAUGUGAGAAAAUUGGCAAAUCCUGAACUUUUUCUUUCAAUUAAAGAUUAAACAUGUCUGUCUUUUAUUAGAUGGAGGAUGGACGGUUAUACAGAGGCGCAAGGAUGGUUCGGUUGAUUUUGAUCAGCUCUGGGAAACUUACAAGAAUGGAUUUGGAACACUUAAUGGUGAGAAUGUAUAUAUUAACUUUAUUGCCAGAUCAUAGUUAUAUUUAAACAUAAACAUAUGAUUUAUAAAUCAAUUUUUGCAUUCCAAAAACAAAUUACAUUUGCAUGUGUUUUUUGACUAACAGAUGAGACAAGACAUUGUACUAUGUGGAUCCAAGGACAAAGUGGUUGUCUCCCUAUGAAAAAACAACUUUAAAAUGCACAUGUAACACACAAAACUUUAACAAGUGCAGGAAAAGGGAAAUUUUACAUCCGCGGGUACACCAAAACCAUUACAUUCCCAAACUGAUAAACUCAACCUCUCUCAGAUAACUUAAUCCACUGUGUAGAAUAUAGCCCCUUACGCUCCAAGUAUUGAUUUUUUUCUAAUUUAUACUUGUAAUUCUAUAUAUCCUCCAUUCUAAUACCGCCAGUUUUCAUUUAUCAUCUCCGUGCACAUUUUCCCCUAAUUCUCAUUUCAGUGACAUUUAACCAAAUCCUAUCCCCUGCCAACUUCAAUAUUUUGUUUGUUUAUACACAAACACAUUCACUCUCUCAAACAAAUACACUACACUAUACCUAUUACAACAUCAAACUCCAUGCCAAUAGAGAACAGAGAACUUAGGGAUUUUCACCUCUAAUGGGAAGUAUGUGACACAGCCUUGGUUGAAGUAGCAAAGUCGUAACAUAAUAGUCCUGUCCCCUUACUCUAUAUUCCCUUUCACACUGAUUGUUUGCCGCAAUGGAUCCAUGUUUAACAGGCACUUAGACCUGCUCCUACAAUGCCACCAAUGCAAGAGAGAAGGGAUAUAGUAUUAUUUUUGUUUCUUGGCCAACUCCUGCUGGUGUCAGCCAGAUGGCUGGCACCUGUUUUAGGAUUUUCCUGAACUAGGUCCAUCUCCUUUAACUGCAGGCUUGGUCCAAUAGACCCACUGGGAAAAAAUAGGUCUGGUUAACAUUUAGAUGUCUAUAAGCAAAGUUAUAAGCAAAUCCUGAAUGAUUAAAAUCAUCACUGGACUAAUAUGGCUACAAUCUCUACUUAUCUUUCUUUAAGCAAAGCAGUUAAUAUUUAAGACAAAUAUGAUUCAAUUUUGUAUGAUUUUAAACAUUGCAAUUUUUAGAUAUCGAAAUGUCCUAAAAUGGCCUUGAGAGUACAUAGAGAGAUAGAGGCAAAGUGUAGCAUUUUCCUAAUGGCUCACCUUUGAGUUUUUAGGUAAUUACUACACUUUAUUUUACAUUUCUCUGGAAACUAGAGCAUUAAACACAAUUUUACAAUAGUAUCUCCCACGGAUAUAAAUUUGAAAGUGAGUGUUUUAUUUUGCAGGUGAGUUCUGGCUUGGACUGGAGAAGAUAUACCAAAUAAGUGAGCAGGGUCAGUAUCUCUUACACAUUGAGCUGGAAGACUGGGAGCAAAAUACUAAAUAUAUGGAAGCCCCAUUUCGUUUGGGAGGUUCUAGCACAGCCUAUGCCCUCCAGAUUGUGGGGCAAGUGAACGGAGAACUAGAGAACGCACUCAGUGUUGGUCGACAGCAACCAUUUACCACUCGUGACAGAGAUCAGGAUCUAAAGUCUGACAUCAACUGUGCUAAACAUCUUUCAGGUAUGAAUAUUCUUUCACAAAUAAUAAUAAUAAUACAAAUGGUAAACAUGUUGAAGCUUCUAAAAUAAUCAGUGUAUAAUGCCAGAUCUAAAUGAUUUACGGCCACUCAUGUUGGUAAGAUCUAUAUAACUGAAACAACAUCAAACCAAAGUUCCAUUAAAAAAAAAUUAGUAUGAAACUCAUUUUAAUUUGUUUACUUUUAACUAUUUCCUUGCUACAUAAAAUUUUUGGAUAUGGUAGGAUUGUUUGAGGACAUAAAAUUACAUAUAUGUAGUUUAUACUAAACAUUAUCAUUUUCUUUUUAGGAGGAUGGUGGUUCAGCACAUGUGGUCAUUCCAACCUAAAUGGCAAAUAUUUACACUCUAUUCCUCGGCAACGACAUGAACGAAAACAGGGAAUCUUCUGGAAAACUUGGAAGGGCAGAUAUUACCCGCUGAAGUCAACUUCCAUUAAAAUUCGGCCUCUUGGACUUAAGGCUACAGCAUAAAUACUUGAUGGCAGAGCAUUUAAUGCUACAUUAUACCCAGUUCCCACAGAGGCCAGGACCAAAGCUCAUUAGUGGAGCCUUUUGAGACAAGACUCAACAGAGAGGCUACUUACCUGCCACCCACCUUUGUUUUGCUGUAGAAAACUAGUAUGCAAUAACUUUAGCUGAGUUGAGUAGGCUAUAAUUUGGUGGGUUGAAGCUACUAGUUUUAUUUAGGCUCAUUAUUAAGACAAUUUUUUUAUUGUACGCUACAAACUAAUAUUUUGUCUCUAUUUUCAUGCAGUAGUUAGUUCAAAAUGAAUGUCUAAAUGAAGUAGUAUUUUGGACAAAGAAUGGUGGUUUUCUAAGUUGUCCAAAAACUGUUAUUGUACCACAUUUGAGACUCAAUGUUGAAGAAUGCUUCCCAAGUCUGAGUGUAUGUAAAAUAAAGGAUGCCAAAGAGAUUUAAUGUGGGAUUAUAGCAUAAUGCAUGGGCUGGGUUAUAAAAAAAAAUCAUCUAAAUGCCAUAAAAUGCAUCAUUAGCUCUGGUACGUAGUCAUCCUUCUUUGUACAGAAUGUAUGGAAGAUGACUUGCCUCUCGGUACAUGAUAUGCAGUUUUGUUAAUUGAUAUCUAAAUGUCCUAAAACGGCCUUGAGAAUACAUAGAGAGAGAUUGAGGACAAGUGUAGCACUUUCCCAAUGGAGAGUUAAUUGAUCUACAUCAUUAAAAACCUACACAAUCAAGAUAAUGAAACAUCAGUUGUUAACAGUAUGUUUUUAAUUAAAAUAAUUAAUUGUUAAACGUUUACCACAGUUGCCAACUGUGUCUACAUGAGAAGAUGUUGAAUUUUUCAGGAAACAAAGAAAAAGCACAUUACUGUACAGAAUUGUUAAUAUGGUCAAAUGUCUGUGGGUCACUGAAAACAAAAUAUUGUUACACUUAAAUCUUGCUGCUACGAUGCAGUUAGAAACAUUCGGUCAUAUUGACUGAUUUAAAAUGGGACCAAAAUUUGAAGAAAAAAAAUGUAAAUAUUGCUUUUGUAGUAUACCUUUUAUUUGUUUACUAAAUCUGUCACUUAAUGUGUCUGUAUAUUUAAAUAACUGUAAUUUAUCAAUAUUUGUGAAAAAAAGCUAUUUUUCUUAUAACAUUCUUUUGUAAUUGUUUUUUUUUCCUUUUGACUUUUAAAUAAAAUACUGAAACAUUU